AGCACUUUAUUUCACCAGAAUUGAGGCUUUCCGUAUACCAAUACAGCAAUAAUUGCAUAAUUUGCAAUAGAUAGUAAGCUCACUUAGGAAGUGCGUCUAUGAAUGCUUGUAUACUUUGUGUUGACUCGUGAAAACACCAUUUUCAGGAUGUUCUUAAAGAUGCGAUGUUUUUUCAGGUCAGAUGGUGAGGGGCGAUAUGAAGAGCGGAAGCUAGAUUUUAAAGAACACGUUGAAGAACUCUCGUUUAACAUAAAUAUGGCCACUUUAUCUCUGAAGAGAUGUACUUCGCGAAUCCGUACAUUCGUGGUUUUACUUCUUGUGGGUUGUUUGACGAUUAUCUAUCUUAAAAAAAGCACAUUCGUGUCAAUAUCUGCUUCUAUAUCUGAAAUAACGUCUACUCACAAAUCUGAAACAAAGUCUCCUUUCAAACCUGAAACAACGUCCACCGCUGCAUUAAAGGCAACAUUUGCUCGCUUAAGAUCUGACAAAAUUGUUCUUUUGUAUUGGGGAAAGUUUUUUGGUAGUCCACCGACAGUAUUCGUUGGAGUGUGGCCAAAGGGUGAUAAGAAAGGCAAAUGUCCUGUUGCUUGUGAAGUUACAGCUGACCAUGAGCGAGCUAAAGAGGCAAAUGCAAUGAUUAUGAAUUCAAGAGAUCCAUAUCCUCUACCUCCAUUCAAAGAUGUCCCCUGGAUCCUAACGGGUGUUGAAAAUCCUGUUUAUACUCCUGCUCUUUCUGACGGCAACUUUAUGUCACAGUUUCAUUUGCAUAGAAGUUAUCGACUAGAUUCUGAUUUUCCAACACCCCUUUUUAAAAAGCCCAAUUUGAAUCCACCUAUUCCGUUUGAGAAUAAAACAGAUAGAAUAAUGGCUUGUUUUUCCAACUGUGAACCUGUGAGGACAGCGUAUUUAAGGCAUCUCAUGAAACAUGUUCAUGUAGAUUCCUAUGGCGUUUGUUUGCGCAACAAAGAUGGUCUGAUAGAGCGCUAUGGACAUGACUAUAGAAAAGCAAAACGAGAACGUGAAAGAUUAUACAAGUUUGUUAUUGUCUUCUUCAACCAAGAUUGUGAUUACUUUGUUGAUGAAAAAAUUCAAGAUGCAUUUAACGCAGGAGCAGUACCCGUAGUAAUGAGCACGGAUAAAAUAUAUGAAUUUUUGCCAGGAAAUCUUAAAAACGCCAUCAUUAAUGUCAGAGAUUUUAAGUCUCCAAAAGAAUUGGCGGAGCGACUUAAGUUUCUAAUGAAAAACAAGAUCGAAUAUAACAAAUAUCUGGAAUGGAAAAUAAAAGGUUUAGGCCAUAUUACUGACACUGUGAUUGGAAAAUAUUGGGAAAGUAAAUUUACUCAUUGGUGCGAUAUGUGUGUAGCAAUAUCGAAGGGAAAAUGGCACAAAGAAGGUCUUAAACCUGAAUUUUGUAAACGAAGAGAAUAUAAAGACUGGGGUAUUACACCUUAAUCCCAUAGUAGACAUUACAGACUGGUGGAAAAAACUGAAAGAUUUUUUACUGAGAACAUGCAAGCACAAAUUGAUUAACAAAAGCAUCAGAGAACUAUAAGUUGCUUUCCAGUGAAAUGUUUUUUUAAAGAAAUCUAAUUUGAUACACAAAAUAAUGCAUGAGACAUAUAAGACUUGAUAUCUAAAUUUGGCGGAGAUAGUUUUGAGGGCCGUUAUAACAAUUGAAAAGUUAAGACCCAUAAAAGAGCCAGUUUGUAUGGGGCAUUUCUGUGUUUUAUUAUUUAGCCGUUUAACACUGUAAUUUUCCAUGAUUUAUUAAAUAACCAGAAAUCA
Messenger RNA from Xenia sp. Carnegie-2017, 1785 nucleotides. Its product is annotated as alpha-(1,3)-fucosyltransferase 11-like. Gene Ontology annotation, molecular function: alpha-(1->3)-fucosyltransferase activity. NCBI's taxonomy places the organism in Eukaryota, Metazoa, Cnidaria, Anthozoa, Malacalcyonacea, Xeniidae. The record is from RefSeq and is a predicted model, not a curated record. Gene Ontology annotation, cellular component: membrane. Bases 103 to 1452 code for a protein of 449 amino acids. The transcript has 3 exons.